AUGCUGCUAGACGAAGCUACGAGCGCACUCGACAACGAGUCCGAGAGAGUUGUCCAGGAAGCUCUAGACAACGCAUGCAAGGACGUCACAACAGUAACAAUCUCGCACAGGCUCAAGUCAAUCCAAAAUGCACACUACGUCGCUGUCAUGGAUGGUGGGAAGGUGCUCGAGGCAGGACGACAGCAGCAAUUGCUUUCGAGAAGGGAUGGGAUCUACGCAGGCAUAGUAAAAAACGUGAACAGGAGCGAUACAGACCUUGGCGUGCUGUAUAACGGGUUCGAGCAUCUGACAUACGGAAAAAACAUUUCAGAAGGUACGGAGCAAGAAAAAAAAGCCGCACCUUCAAGCGUCAAAGGCACUCCUCCAGCACAAAAACAAGGGUGCUCGACUUUCCUGCAGAUACUCAGUUUGAAUAGCCCAGAGUGGAAACAUGGAUGCAUGAUAGUAGUCAGUGCGACACUGACCGGAUUCAUUACUCCAGCGAAUGGCGUACUAAAUGGAGUCACAGUUGCAGCCUUCUACAGCCAAACCUCCCAGGAGCUGAAGCACACAGUGAGAUUCGCAUGCGGAUUAUAUAUCUUGGCCUCUGUGGCACUUUUCAUCGCAAACUUCAACCUGCAUUACCGAGCUGGAGUCACUGGAGCAGCACUAACGAUGAGAAUACGACGUGCAAUGCUAGCUAAGAUAUUUCAGCAGGAGGUGGGAUGGUUUGAGAAGGAUGGAAACUCAAGCGGACAAAUCUACAACCGCCUAGGAAAUGAUGCGAAAACCGUGAGUGGCUGA
Molecule: messenger RNA, 783 nt
Organism: Selaginella moellendorffii
Lineage: Eukaryota; Viridiplantae; Streptophyta; Lycopodiopsida; Selaginellales; Selaginellaceae
Product: ABC transporter B family member 15-like
Exons: 1
Coding region: 1-783 (260 amino acids)
Biological process (GO): transmembrane transport
Cellular component (GO): membrane
Molecular function (GO): ABC-type oligopeptide transporter activity; ATP binding
Source: RefSeq, a predicted model, not a curated record